GACUUGUAAUAUUUCUUAUAGACCUGUGUAAUCACAAAUGCUUUACAUUUUGAGUCAUAAAACAAGACGUGUACAAUUAAUAAUAUUAUUAUGUCUACAUUGUCUACGUUUGUACACCCGUGAUGUUAUUUUAAAUGAAAUAUUAUAUUUUGUUGGAUGAAUAUUCAAACUAUACCUAUAGCAGUUGCAGAAGAAUAUAAUAUCGAAAGAGUUCUAGAAAGUUUAGGAGAACUUGGAGACUCCAAGACAAUGAAUUUGCAAAAGUUGGUUUCAAUACUAGUUUGGGUGGCUGCAAUUCGCUUUACACGCGUUAUAUCGGAUGUGAGUGAAUUAAAAAAAUUGGAACUCAUCGAAAAAUUAAACACGUUGUUGUCACAUCCGGGAUGGCAGAUAAUGUACAACGUUAAUAUCGUGGAAUCGUACAUGGUUGGCGACGAAACAAACGAAGCAAUCGGAUGUCCCAUGUCCGCAAUAUACGAAGCCGUACGGUCGAACCGGAAGCCGGUCGACGAACUCAACGUAUGGCAGAGGUACGACCAGGUUUGGACUGUGCUCAGGUGUAAGUACGCCGAGGUUAUCGAAAGGUACAGGGUACUGAUAAAACAUUUAAUGGGCGUUUGCCGAAACGAAAAAAAAGAGGAUAAAAAAGCGCACGACCCUUCGCUUCAAAGGUAUUUCAAUUGUUUUCACUUGCUUCUGAACAAUCUGCAAGUCAUGUCGCCGAGGUUCAAAUGCAUGGCGGACGCGUUGGAAUUGUUUUACUCGAUAGGACCGCAAACGGUGCCCAGGCAAAAUGUAAUGGUGGCCAUGCAAAAAUUGACCGAGUUUACUUCAACCGUGAUGUCGGACACGGUGUCGAAAUUGUCCAUACGCGAUAUUGACGAGUACGCGGUCAAUCUCGAAAUAAAAGCCAUAACCAAAUUUUUGUUUGUAGAUAUACUCGUACAAUUACAGUGGUUUAUCGAACAUUAUUGCGAAGUUCCGUCGUUGAAAAAUUGGAAUUUGAAAAAAGAUUUUGACGACAAAAGGCGCAACGGUCUGAUACCGCUGGAAAUGACUAUGUUGCAAUAUGUACAAGGCGAAAUCGAUUACUACGUUGAUGAAAUCUUUUGCAGCAUGUUCUACAAUCUGGGGUUCGCAUACGACGACACUGGAAACGUCAUAAUCAGGAUUGAUAGUUAAAUUAUGUUAUUAUUAGCGACAAAAUACCGAUUUACGGUGUAGAUUAAUCAACAUAAUAUUAUUAUGUAUACUGCAUUUCCGGCUCAUGUAGAUAUUUUAGUUUAAAACUAUAAUUUAUAACCUAACUUAAUAUCAAACAAAAUGUUCAACGUGGAAUUUUACGAGCACAGCCUUAUACGUGUACACGUAGACUAAGAUAACUUAAGUAACCAAAAAAAAAAUAAUAAUUAACUUUUUUACAAAAAUUUCUGUCACUAAAAUUUGAGAAAUAUUAAUAAACGCAAAAUAAUGUUUGCAUUUCUAAAGUUAAAGUUGUUUUCCGUUUUUGAAAAAUGGAAGAUUUGGUACUUUUUUCCAUGAACGGCCACAUUUUUAAAAUUUUUAAUUGUACGCAGUAUUCAUUAACAAAUAUACUCUAGUGAUUCCCCUGUUAACAUAGAUAUGUUAUUAGGCUGAAUACAAGAAAUUUCAUGUCACCAUUUUUGUGUUACACUUUCAUUUUAAGUUAGCAAUAAGAGAUUAUCAAACAGAUAAUAUAAUCAUAUUACCUGUACAUGCGAAAAAGUAUAAAAUAACGAUAUAAAUACAAUACAUCAGCAACAGUUGUGUUUAAAAUCGUGA
Messenger RNA from Adelges cooleyi (spruce gall adelgid), 1803 nucleotides. RefSeq lists its product as uncharacterized. Lineage: Eukaryota; Metazoa; Arthropoda; Insecta; Hemiptera; Adelgidae. The transcript is spliced from 3 exons. Bases 157 to 1182 code for a protein of 341 amino acids. The record is from RefSeq and is a predicted model, not a curated record.